UGUCCGUCCUCCCUGUGUGACAGGUUGCUCAGGAACGUAUAAAGCCAGCCAGACUCCAAGGCUCAGCGCGGCUGCAGACACCUGGCACCAUGUGGCUGCUCGUGCCUCUGGCUUUCGCGGGAAAGAUGCUGAGCGCUUUCAGGAAGCAGCUGGGCUCUCUAUGGGGCAGCCUGCUGCCCCUGUGCCUCUGGCUCAGGGCAACGUUCGGCCUGGCAGGGAGUGACAGGGCACAGAGGCAACAGGACGGGAAGGGACCCGAGGGGACCAGACAGGAAGAGGAGGGGGCCAGCGGCGACCAACCCCUAACUCCCACCAGCGUCAACUAUCACUUCACCCGCCAGUGCAACUACAAGUGUGGCUUCUGCUUCCACACCGCGAAAACGUCCUUCGUGCUGCCCCUCGAGGAAGCCAAGAGGGGGCUGCUGCUGCUGAAGGAAGCCGGUAUGGAGAAGAUCAACUUUUCGGGCGGAGAACCUUUCCUUCACCAGCGAGGCGAAUACCUGGGCCAGCUGGUGAAAUUCUGCAAAGAGGAGCUUCGUCUGCCCAGCGUGAGCAUCGUCAGCAACGGGAGCCUGGUCCGCGAGCGCUGGUUCAAGAACUACGGCGCAUAUUUGGACAUCCUCGCCAUCUCCUGUGACAGCUUUGACGAGCAAGUCAACGUCCUUAUUGGCCGUGGUCAAGGGAAAAUAAACCACGUGGAGAACCUUCAGAAACUGAGGAAAUGGUGUCGCGAUUAUAGAGUGGCCUUCAAAAUCAACUCGGUCAUUAAUCGAUUCAACGUGGGAGAGGACAUGAAGGAGCCAAUUAAAGCGCUGAACCCCGUCCGCUGGAAGGUCUUCCAGUGCCUCAUAAUCGAGGGCGAGAAUGCUGGAGAAGGCGCCCUGAGGGAAGCAGAGAGGUUCGUCAUUAGCGACGAGGAGUUCAAAGCGUUUCUGGACCGCCACAGAGAGGUGUCCUGCCUGGUCCCCGAGUCCAACCAGAAGAUGAAAGAUUCCUACCUUAUUCUGGACGAAUACAUGCGCUUCCUAAACUGUAGGAACGGGCGGAAGGACCCCUCCAAGUCCAUCCUGGACAUCGGAGUGGAAGAAGCCAUAAAAUUCAGUGGAUUCGAUGAAAAGAUGUUUCUGAAGCGAGGGGGAAAGUAUGUGUGGAGCAAGGCGGACCUGAAGCUGGACUGGUGAGGUUGGCGGUGGGCCUCCCCGCGGACUCAGCGUGUGGCCGCCACCAGCUGUGACGCCUCCUGCCGGCACCCUCAGCGGCCCCAGAUAGGAUUUUCUGUUGCACAUGGUAUCUGAUUAUCUGUGGGGACACACAGAUGAUCGAAAUCCAUAACAAUGCAAAACCAUUAACUUUAGUUAAUCAGCCUAUUUUGAUAUUGGUUUUUUUGAGCUGUUUAUUGUGACUCCUGUUAUUUCCAUUUUGAAGUUAUGUUUUUCCAGUUUGUUCAUUGGAUAGUCAAUUCUUUUCUGCUAAAUAAUGAGGUAUCGAUUUUCACAUCUGAAAAAAGGCUGCAAAAUGUCUCUCCCGCUCAUUUCUGCUGCGGUAAUGCUCUGUCCCUUUCCGCCUUUAUUCCAUUGCAAUCCUGGCCCUUCCACCAGGAAAGUCAGAAGUUCAGAAAUAGUCGACAGGUGUUUCAAAAGAUAAGACAUGAUCAUCUUAGCAGGCUCCCGCAGGUGCCCAGGAGGAGACGGUCAGCCGCUGAUGCCAGGGCACGGCCCGCCCACGCUGACUGCCCCAGAGGGUCAGCUCUCCCUGUUUGCUCCCUCCUCUCCCAAGAUGCUUAGCAAAACUAAGACAGACCUUUCGUUUCAUGAUGAUGUCGACAAGGGGUCAGUGCUUGGGUCGCUGUGUGAAGCUGCUAUUCAAGUCACAUGAGUCCAUCAAGCAGCAGCAUGUGACUUGAUUCGAGUAGAUGGGGGUCCCCAUUAUCUCUGGACCGACUCUCUGAGCAGCCUUUAGGCACCACAGUGGCGAGAGUGGAGGUUGCGCCUGGAUUUGAUGUACGUGAAGCCGCGGCAUAAUCUCGUUUUCCCCAAUUAGCUCUGAUUCUCUUGAAAUAAGGUAUAAUCUGGGUUAGAAUGACAAGAUCCAGUGGUUUCUUUUCCAGCACUAAGGAAGUACUGAGGGGGAGGAAAAUUGUCACUUAAACUGGGUCAAGGAUCAGAAUCUUCUCCUUGUGGAUACAUCACAUGCAGUUUCUUUAUGUAACCUAGAUGUUGUCUUAUUGCCUGGAAAAUAAUAAUUUCCUGCCAUUGUUUUAAAAAAGCCAAAGCAUGGAAAAAUUUUUGCCCAAGCGAAAAAAAAGAGUAAUUUUAAUUCAACUGCCAUCCCACCGUCCAUCACUAGGUGGCGUCUAAAUGUUGCCUGAUGUCAUUAAAACACCAUCCAGAAAUUCUACUUUAUAAUUGACUGUUUUCAAGACUUGGUGAUUUUGAAAGUUUUGUUUUUGUAAUUUUUUUCUCCAAAAUAUAGUCCAAUUUCAAAUUUCAAGUCAUUAUAAUUCAACCAAAAUAUGUCGUUGUCCCAUUGAGUUGUCAUGUAUUUUCCAUUUUAUACAGAUUUUUUUUUAAAGAGAAAAAUGAAUUAGGAAGGUUUUUUCCCUUUACAGAUUUUGAUAGUAUCUAGUCUUUGAUGGUGUUAAUGUCAUCGGUAUAAACAUAAAACAUAUUUCUGACUUAACAUAGUAUAUUUUGCUGAUCUUCACAUCAGUCAAAAAGAGUAAGUUUAAAAAGAAACAUUAUAUACGUGAGAACACCACGAAGCUGUCUGAUGCCCAGCAAGUGCUCAGCUGGGAUUGUUUGAAGCAAAACCUGGGUCUGAGCCCAGAUUUUCUGAGUUAGGGUGAGUUUGUCUCAAGAUGAGGCAAACAAAAAAAGCUGCACUUAAGAAAUAAACUACAGUAUUUUAAAUACAUUUUCUAGCUCGUUUGAUAUUAUCCUCUCCUUUCGUUAUGUGCUAUCGGGAUUUGCGAAGCCUUAAUGUUUAAGAUAUUUAAAUGUUUGUUUUUCUUAAAGGGAAGGAACACAAACUUUUAGCAUUGCAGGAAAAUUCAAAUUUGGAUUAUACAAUGUUUUGCUUGAUUUUUUCAGUUUUAAAUGUGAGCCUUCAGUUUUAUUAAAUAUGUUCCUUUUUAUGGGGAAAACAAAAGACAAUUUCAUUGGGGUAUCUCGAUUUAUGUGUGUGAAGGACAAAUAUUUUGUGGCACCUUUAAUUAUUGCUUGUCUAUACUGUAGUAAUGUGAGUGGAAGUUUGUCUUAAGAAACCUAGAUUCAGCAGACAUUAGUAAUAGCAUACCGUUUUAAAAAUGUUAAUUUUCUCCGUUACUUAGUGAUAAGUGAUAUGAAAGUUGCCUGUUUUCUUCGAAAAGUGAAGACGAAUGAGGACGUACACCUGAAUCACCUGCAUUGUAGGCUCCUGUUCUAUUUCUGUCUGGAGUUUGGAAUCCGGUUGGUGGGUCCAUGGAGAGAAUCGCGAUGCUAACAUGAGUGAACAAAGUCACGAGAGGGCUCUAUCGGGAGAUGAUGCAUCGCGUAGGCUGCUCCCUUGCUGAAAUCACUGUUUAACCAGCUGUGCUUAGAGGGAGACAAAUCUCACUGUAAGGUUUUCGGGCUUCGUCUUGAGUGUGUAUAGGAGGUCUGAGUUUUUAGGGAAGUAUAUGUAUAUAUUUUUUCUCCAUCGUGUGAGGCUCUCGAAUGUCGGUCUGUUGUGUUGUAAGAUAUUGUAAUAUAUUAAAAUAUAUUUUGUACACUG
Messenger RNA from Pteropus alecto (black flying fox), 3750 nucleotides. RefSeq names its product radical S-adenosyl methionine domain containing 2 (gene RSAD2). Gene Ontology annotation, biological process: positive regulation of immune response; defense response to virus. Gene Ontology annotation, molecular function: catalytic activity; 4 iron, 4 sulfur cluster binding. NCBI's taxonomy places the organism in Eukaryota, Metazoa, Chordata, Mammalia, Chiroptera, Pteropodidae. The record is from RefSeq and is a predicted model, not a curated record. The transcript is spliced from 6 exons. Gene Ontology annotation, cellular component: endoplasmic reticulum membrane; mitochondrion; lipid droplet. Bases 90 to 1181 code for a protein of 363 amino acids.